This is a messenger RNA of Rotaria socialis, 1119 nucleotides long. The record is from the annotation of a GenBank genome assembly. NCBI's taxonomy places the organism in Eukaryota, Metazoa, Rotifera, Eurotatoria, Philodinida, Philodinidae.
AUGACGUCAUCUCCUGUUUAUCAAUGUAAACGAGCAUUAAUCAUUGGUAUCAACACAUAUCAGAACAAUUCAUUGAAUUAUUGUAUCAAUGAUGCCAAAGAUUUGAUGACAACUCUCAAUCGUAUUGGAUUCAAGGAGGUAUUACUAGGAGUCGACUGUAAGCGCACUAAAUUCCUUCAAAUGGUCGAAACAUUUGCUGGAAGAAUUAAGCCUACUGACUUAACGUUGUUUUACUUUUCUGGUCAUGGUAAGCAAUAUGAAAAUGAGAAUUAUUUGCUACCAUCGGAUUACGAUUAUGAUUACAGCACGAGGGAGUCUAUCUAUUUAUUGGACAACGCUGUUAGCGUACAGUACAUCAUGAAGAAAAUAUAUCAUCGAUACUGUCCCGUAACGAUAUUCAUUUUCGAUUGUUGCAGAACAAACGUCCGAACUAAAGGAGGUAGUGAUCAACAAGGUUUAUCACCAAUGCAUGCAUCGCCAGAAACUCUUAUUGCAUAUGCAUGUGCACCAGGCGCAGUAGCAGUCGACGAAACACGAAAUGGCAGAAACGGCUACUUUGCUGAACAUUUGUUAAAGCACAUUGCAACGCCCAACAAUGAUAUUGAAGAUAUUUUGAAGAUUGUUGCGCGUGAAGUUAAAUUACAAACUUCUGGUUUUCAAGUGCCCUUCCGAACAAGUUCCCUAACAGAGAAAGUUUGCUUGGUAACAUCAAAUGUUCAAGGCCAAUAUGAUUCACCGUUUCUCAAUCGUUUCGAAAAACAUACUAUUGAUAUUCAAACAUUAAUACACGAACGUCAUUGGUUAUUAUCUCGAGAACUUUAUGGUUGGCUUGAGAAUUGCUUGCCAAAUAAUCUUGGUAGUAAUUUUCCUCUUUUACAACAUCUUUUCGUUGAUUAUAGUCAAGAUCAAUUAUGCAGUCUUGUUAUUGAAGCUUGUGAACAAUUAAACAUUUCAACUGACGAUGAAAACACACCGGAAAAAAAUCUUCAAGUAAUAAAUUAUUGUCAAGAAAAAUUACUUCGUGCCGCUUCAUUCGAUUUACCAUUGACUCUUUCAACGCAAACAUCAUCCGAAUGCUUUUUGACUGAAAAAACUAUACUAUUUACGAUAGGACAGUAA